GGAAUGAUGGCUGUUGAAGAGGAAGAAGUCAAGGAGGUCUUGCAGAAAUUGCAGGAACUGGUGGAUCAGCUGUAUUCAUUUCGCGAGUGCUAUUUUGAGACACAUAGUGUUGAGCAUGCUGGGAGGAAGCAACAAGAUGUGCGGGAAGAGAUGGAGAAGACCCUGCAGCAGAUGGAGGAAGUAGUGGGUUCUGUCCAGGGCAAUGCCCAGGUUCUGAUGCUGACCGGGAAAGCACUGAAUGUGACUCCUGACUAUAGCCCUAAGGCUGAGGAGCUUCUGUCAAAGGCUGUGAAGCUGGAGCCCAAGCUGGUAGAAGCCUGGAACCAGCUGGGUGAGGUGUACUGGAAGAAAGGGGAUGUUGCAGCUGCCCACACCUGCUUCUCAGGAGCCCUCACCCAUUGCAAGAACAAAGUCUCCCUUCAAAACCUGUCAAUGGUGCUUCGCCAGCUGCGGACUGACUCCGGAGAUGAACAUUCUCGCCAUGUCAUGGACAGUGUCCGACAGGCUAAGUUGGCUGUGCAGAUGGACAUCCUUGAUGGCCGUUCCUGGUAUAUUCUGGGGAAUGCCUACCUUUCUCUUUACUUCAAUACUGGCCAGAACCCUAAGAUCUCCCAGCAAGCCCUCAGUGCUUAUGCCCAAGCAGAGAAGGUUGACAGGACAGCUUCCAGCAAUCCUGAUCUUCAUCUGAACAGGGCAACGUUACAUAAAUAUGAGGAGAAUUAUGGUGAGGCUCUGGAGGGCUUCUCUCGGGCUGCAGCACUGGACCCUGCCUGGCCAGAGCCCCGGCAACGAGAGCAACAGCUCCUGGAUUUCCUGACUAGAUUAACCAGCCUCCUUGAGAGCAAGGGAAAGGUGAAGGCCAAAAAGUUACAGAGCAUGCUGGGAAACUUGCGCCCAGCCCACCUGGGCCCUUGUGGUGAUGGGCGCUAUCAGUCAGCCUCGGGGCAGAAGGUGACUCUGGAGCGCAAGCCCCUGAGUGCUCUGCACCCUGGUGUAAAUAGUGGAGCUGUGGUCCUGGGAAAGGUGGUGUUCAGCCUCACCACGGAGGAGAAAGUCCCCUUUACAUUUGGCCUGGUAGAUUCAGAUGGACCUUGCUAUGCAGUUAUGGUGUAUAAUAUGGUGCAGAGCUGGGGAGUGCUCAUUGGGGACUCUGUAGCCAUCCCUGAGCCUAACCUUCGUCUUCACCGAAUUCAGCACAAGGGAAAGGACUAUUCCUUUUCCAGUGUUCGUGUGGAAACACCCCUCCUGCUGGUGGUGAAUGGGAAGCCUCAGGGCUCCAGCAGCCAGGCUGCUGCCACGGUGGCAUCGAGGCCACAAUGUGAAUGACCCUCCUUGGAUUGCAUGCUGAAGAGAGAGUGGAGGCAAGGAGAUAAGCUCAAGGGCACUUGGCAGCUCCAUCAGCCACUUCUAGUAAUGCAACUGGAAUUGGGAGGAUGUUUUAGAUUACAGCUUUUCUUCCUCUGCCCUGUAAGACGCUUGUGUCUUGUAUUAUGUUUCAGCUCUCUCUGGGGCCACACAUGUUCGUGGUAUAUCUCUCCUGCCUCUUUGCUUGCUCUUCUAUGUUUUGGCAAAGAGUGUGGAAUUGGUAGAAGGGUUGGGACCUUGCCAUGGGAUAGAGUCCCCAAGGUUCCCCUUCUUGCCUCCU
Molecule: messenger RNA, 1645 nt
Organism: Budorcas taxicolor (takin)
Lineage: Eukaryota; Metazoa; Chordata; Mammalia; Artiodactyla; Bovidae
Gene: TTC5
Product: tetratricopeptide repeat domain 5
Exons: 10
Coding region: 4-1326 (440 amino acids)
Molecular function (GO): protein binding
Source: RefSeq, a predicted model, not a curated record